This is a messenger RNA of Spirometra erinaceieuropaei, 7050 nucleotides long. The record is from the annotation of a GenBank genome assembly. Lineage: Eukaryota; Metazoa; Platyhelminthes; Cestoda; Diphyllobothriidea; Diphyllobothriidae.
AUGAUACAUUUGCAGUUCAUCAUCAGUCUUAUUGUCAUUUAUAAGCCAUGCGCGGGCUUUGAAUAUAUAAGUAAGUUCAGUGAAAUUACUCGGUGAGGGCGUAUGCUUAUUUAUCUUUAGAGCUUAUUUUUAAGUUGUUUUAAUGUCUUUUCUACGGACUACAUAAGUCUUACCAUUUUAUUAUCCCAUUUUAAAGAUAACUACAUUUACCCACUGUAUGUACCAUUAAUGUAGUAAUAACCGCACUGACUGUUCUACAUAAUAUUUACUGCCCUCAUGGGUAAUGUUCUUGUUCAUGACAUCUAAGAAACAGCACCUCUAGAUCUUCACACUCCAGGAAGAAUAUUCAGGACACAUUUAUGGGUUCGCAUUACGGUUCAGACUUCUUGCAUUAGCUGCAUUUACAGAAGACGUCAUGGCUACAGUGCAGCAUCCCAAAAUGCACUACAUUUACAUUGUGAAUAUGUUUGUCAUUCUACAGUAUAUAUGCUGUCUUAUUAAACGUUGAUCGAAAUUCUGAAAUGUAUUUCUGAUUCGGAAGGACUACUGAGAUAGAUUUUUAGUAUCGAUUAUUGGAUAGCUUAUUUCUAAGUCAGUUUAGGCGUGUUAGGAUGCUGGAUUUUAAACGCGCUUCUUUCAGACAGCCUCCUGUACUUACACACGGUAAACAAAGGCUGCUUAUGUAAUAUGCUUUUUUGCAUUAAUUCUUGAUGCAGGCAUAAAUUCAAAUAUAUCUUACAAAAAAGCACACAGAAGUUUUUUUUAUUUUUCAACUCAUUAAAUAAAAAUGCCUAUUAUAUUUAUAAGGAGGUGGCGUCUUUAGAUUUUAAACUUUUUUAAUCGUGCGGUCUAAUCGUGCAGUAUCCCAUCAGUAAGUCAGUCGGUCCUGCUGUACCGUCUUCUUAAUGGCUCAUAUAAAUGUGUGAUGUAAUUUCCACGGAAAGUAUAAAAUUUGUGGUUUAAAAAGCUUGAAUGCAAACGUAACGGCAGGUCGGGAUCGAGCUUAUUCGGAAGGAGAAAGAACUUUCUAGAACAUAAUGCUAUUUUAUCAUUAAGAUGACGUAACUUGCUACAAAGAUAUGGAUGAAAGAAGAUUUCUGUGCGGGGUUUAUAAGAAGUAUAUUUGAAUUCGUAAGGACAUCCAAAAUCAAUGCACAAAAUAGUCCUACUUAUGUAAACACUUCUUCGGACGGCCGAGAAGAAGCUCGUUUCAAAGCCGCCAUCUUCUCCUUGCUGAAAUAUCUGCAAAGCUGCUACAUGUACGGCAACGCUAACACACUUCGCCGUGCAUUCUGGGCAAUGUAAUACUAAUUGGAAGACCUAUAUACAGUGAGUGACCGAUCUCGUGAAAUGUUGGCUGAAAUUCUGAAAUGCGUUUUCGAUUAGAAAGAAUCACUUGGGCGCGGUUGUUACACUUCUGAUCUUUUGGCAUAAUCGUAUAACAUUUCAGACUUGGCAAUAGGUCAGCUUUUGAAUACACUGCUUUUCAAUCUCCUGUAGAAACCGUACUCGGUAAAAAAAUGAUUGCCUAAGUAGCAUGCAUGUUUCUCAUUGAUUUUCAAUGGUCUAAUAAAUCCAAAUAUAUCGUAUAGAAAUCGCAAAUAAAAAUAGGUUUUCUUUUAGGCAUUUAAUAGAAAAUCACGUCUUCUUCAUAUUUUAUACUCAAAGAAGGAGUAUAAGUACGUGUUACAAAAGUUUUCUAAUUGCACGUCUGAGACUUUGCGACGCUGUAUAAGUAUCCAUCGUCGAGGUGCUUCAGAUACCUGUGUAGCCACUUGGCUUGACUGUGAAUGUGCUAUCGAAUCAGUGGCAUUAUUAUCAUUAACUAUGCAGCUGGUUUGGGCACGUUUUGAAGGUCAUAUGCAUGUGUGAUACGCGGGUCACAGAGAGUCAUGAAGCUGGAGUGAUUAGAACUUAUCAACUUAAGUCGAGCGAUUUCAUUCACCUUUUUUUUAAAAUGCGGCCUCCCUUUACGGUGGAUCUUCAGCGAACGGUGUGUAGGCUUCCCUGUCCCUAAUGACUGGGCUUGCUUUUUGCACGUAGUCAGUUUUGUUCGUAAUUGUGGUUGCGCCCUACUUGUCAGCAGGUAUAAUCAAAAUACUGUCAUGAGUCUUCAGAGUUAACAACAACUUUUCUUCAUCAAUGUUUAAGUUCCAUUGUCGUUUCCUUUGUCAAAAGGACUACUGGCAAUUCAUCCAAAUGGAAAUCUGUUCUAUAACCUCAAUUUUUCCCAGCAAGCGGUUGUAAAUAUCUCUCUGUACAUUAUGCAUUUCGUCUGAGGACGGGUUGAUGUAACCGAUGAGGGCAUCUCCAUUUUCCGACCAGCCCUGUCUACUUAAUGUAUCCGCAUUCCGUAGGUGAGCGAACUCAUAGAAUGGCAACCGAAAUUUCGAAAUGCGUUUUCGUUUUGAAAGGAUUUAAUAGGUAGGGUUUAAAAUUUAAUACUUGUGCAACAUAAUGUUAUAAUAAUUCAGUUACCUUUGAAUGCCUGGCAAACAUGCAAGACAUAUUCAUUCUUUUGCCCAUUCGGUAGGAAAUGACGCCUUUUUCCAAUUCCGUACUGGAGGAAAGGGUAUAAUGCGGUUUUAAGUAGUUUCUAACUUUAAAAAUGUUUAAUACCAAACAUCAUGUCUCUGUAUUUAUUAAUGUGGCUUGUAAAGUUGCUAAUAUGGCUCAAAUCUACUGCAAAAUUUUAUGAACGCCUAUUGGUCUUCUCUUAAUACCAUCGAAAAAUGUACAAUUUUCCGUACUCCAAAAAUGUACAGCUCGAAGUUUGGAAAGCCAGAAUGUAACUGUGACGGUGGGUCACGUCCGAAAUUAUUGAGGUUUUAGAAAAGUUUUAGAAAAUCGAAUAAUACCCGUCUUUCGAGUGUGCAUUUGGGAGUAGACGUCAUCUUCUACCAACUGAGUAAAAAAUCAAUAUUUGUAUGCAUGUUUUCCAUGAAAUUAAAUCGAUCUUUUUAAGGCAUCGAAAAUCAAUGAAAAAGUGCAUGCUUUAUAAGUAGACAUUUCUGCAGAAUUGUUGUGGCAUGUAGACGUAAAGAAGUUUAUUCGAAAGCCGUAAUCCUGACGUAAUUGAUUUAUCACAUAAUUAUGCUGCAGGGUUAUUAGUCUUACAAUGCAAGUUAACUAUUUUUCGGGACGAAAAUACAUUCCGGAAAUUCGGUUGCGUUAUCUUUCUCAGAGGACUUAUUUAUUCCAAAAAUAUAUAAGCGUUCAUUUAUGUGUUUAAUUUGCCCCAAUUUAACUAAAUCAAGCUGCGUUAUUUCAAGCAUGGCAAUUCUGUGGAUGGUUGUGUAAGCGCAAGCGACAGUUGGAUGCCUACCUGUUGUAUAGUCGGCUGAAAUGUGCCUUUUUAAGAACAGGUUAAGCAUUGGUGCACUUGGGGACAGAAGAAAAUGCUGGUGAUUUGGAUACUACGUGAAGUUUCAUUGAUUAGGCAAAAACAAUCAAUUACGCAUUGCACAGUAAACUCAUGUGCAUUUUCGCAAAUAUUUAUUUACACAAAAACCUUACUAACAACACUACCAGAAACGUUAUCCCCAGCUUAUGAGAAACACACCAGAUUUAUCACAUCUUGUCAAUAUUGCAACAUGUUAAGGCUAAUGGAACGUUUCGUGAUUAUUAUGUCUGCCUCCUGACAUGUUAAUUAAUGGAUCAUGCUCAUUUCAAAGCACAUCCAAAAAAGCCACUUUCUGUAGCAUGCGCAUUAGGCGAGAAACCACAAGAAAAUAGCCAGAGAUCAUAUAUGGGCAUAAGGUAUUUGACAGAAACAUGUCGCCAAGAAAGAUGGCACGCUGUUAUAACAAAUGUCACUCCGUAAGACACUGACCUAUCUUACAAACAUGAAAGAAGUAAAUCCACUUUAACUGCGUACUUAGCCAUUUCUGUGCGAUUUGUUUAGAAGAGCUAAAUCCAAGGGAUCUUACUGCUGAAGUUUUGAGUCCCACAUCUGUGGAGCUCACGUGGAAACCACCCCAAGUCCAAAUAAAUGGCAGGGUGUUUUAUCUCGUGACAAAAAAUGACGUACGUUUACUCAAAACUCGGUACACAAAUGCCACAAUUCCUUCUCUACUUCCGUCAACCACAUACAAACUUGUCGUGUAUACAACAAUCAACAACACUCGCUGGAUAGUGCCCGGACUUUCGGUAAAUGUAACAACAUUUGACUCAAGUAAGUUAUGAAUCUUCCUUUGUUGAAACCUGCGUUGUCUACUUUAUUGAAGCUGCCAACUUAUUUCAACUCAGUUAUAGGAUGGUCAACCCUGGCUUACUUACUUCUACGUACCAUUUCACAUUGGCAGCAGGUUUCUGUCCAAUUUCCAAUUUUGAAUUGAUGUGCUAUUGGGCACUUCAUGCACUGCAGGUGACAGACGCAUGCUCUUCAUUGCUACUGUGUCAUGUCGCAUGUGAUCCGUCCUUGUCUGUCCGUGCACGUACAAGGAGACCAGCAAAACGAAUGGACGGCCGAAGGACAAAGAAUGUGCAUUAAUAGCCAUUCACAACUUACAGUUCAUAUAUUAUCUCAUGACUUACCAGUCAAAAAUCUAAAUUACUUUUCCAAAUCGAAAAGAUAACCUAUGUAAGACUGAUAAAGUGAUUGUCGUACAGCAUAAUCCUGGCAUAUUUGCGUUAUGCAGGAUACUCGCUCUUGAAUAUGAUUCUUUACGGCCAUCUGCAAGAAACGCAGUCUACAAAAAUGACUACAUAUAUAGUGUGACAGCUUCUCAUUUAUUUCAAAGGCUGUUAUAAACUCAAUUAUAUUUCUCAGAAAAGAUGCGCAAGAAUGAUCUCCCUUUUUGCACAUGAAAACAGAUUCCUGUUUCUUUAACUCUCUUCUUGGUGAGAUCGUAUAUGUUGGUCUUAAACAGUUUCUAAUUACGGGGUUUUGAGACCAUAAAAUGUUCAUUGCUACAGCAACCCAUCAGCUCGUUUAAAAAGGCUACUUAUAAGGUACACAUAUAUACCAGUUCAUGGGUACUAUUUCACCUCUUCCUAACACCAUAGAAAAGUGGGUGAUUUUCUUUUGACGGAAUACAUUAAGCAUGUGUUUAGGAAACCCUGAAUGCAAGUGUGAAGACAGAUUAGGCAAAAUAUAGUUCGGAAUCUAAAACGAUUAUUUAAACCCGAAAGACACACUAUUUUAAUUUGAAGAAAGAGCAAUCUUCUAUCAAACACAUACAGGGAAAAACUUUUGCACAUGAUUUCCUCAAAAUAUGAUUAAGUUUAUAAGUGCAUUUAAAAUCGAUGAGAAAAAAUGAGACUACAUAUGUAGAAAUUUUUGCUGUGUGUGAUCUUGCACGCAGCCAAAUGAGGCUCUUUCAAAAGCCGGCAUACUGGAAAGAGUGAAAUGCACUAGGAUUAUGCUGCAUGAUAAUUAUCAUUACAUCUUUGUGUAAGUCAUCACUUCGAGUCGAAAACAUACUUCAGACGUUCAGUUUACAUUCCCUCUAUUGCAUCGCAAACAACGAGAGCGAUAUUUUUUAAAACGAAAGGCGUAUUGCCAAGAAUAGGCGUUGGAAAUGUGAAUGAAUAGAUAGCCAGAUCGCUUGGAGCGGUGAAAUUUACCGGCCUUCCUUGAAGAAUGAAUACUAAGAUCAACAUGAAGGCAGUAAAAUGUAUGAUACUGGAUUCUAAGAUCUUGCCGUAUAAGGAUUACACAGACGAUGCUUGAUUAGCUGGCCAAGUUGAUGCUGUUGUUAGAUGAGAUUUCAUUAUUAUGAUUUAAGAUUAAAUUGUUGUUUACCCAGUCACCUCAUUCCUCAGUUGUGCGCUCAAGAUAUUUUUCUUCGCGAAGGCGUUUUGAACAAAACAACUCUUUUCAGACGAAGCGCACGAAGGUAAUGUGAAUAAGGAAAGGAAACCUUAAUGAUUAGGUGAUUUGCCCGUUUGGCGCGCACUGCAAUAAUUUUGACCUUGGUGAACUCGAAGGUGUGAUCGGACACGGAAGACAAAGUCAUCAUCGUAGACUCAAUGCCAAUUUACCACCGUGACAAUCCUUUUUACGCUGUGCAUUACAGGAUCGAAAUUUUCGUUCAUCCGUCUGCCAAGGAUUACUUCAAUUUAGCCAAUUUAGCCCUAGCAAUGCAUGCCGAUGGGCAGCCUCUGUCCUGUGCGCAAACUCUACCAUCUAGGGCAGUUUUUUGUCACGGAAAACUUGUUGACUAUUAAGGAGGUCUCGUUUUCGAAUGUUCACAUUGCUGGAGCUGCCCCAGUAGGACCUGUGAGCAGGGGUAGUAUUAUUUCGGAUCCCACCUUUCACAGGUGACAUUGAAAAUUGUUGAGUCUGAAGGUAUGCUUCCUCCAUCGUGAACCACUCUAAACUUCGAUUGUCAACGGGCACCCGCACGAUGUCAUUAUCGUCUAUUGACGUCCAUCGGCUAUUCAUUAUCCAGGGCUACUAUGUCGACGAAUUCGCCUUUUCGGGAAAAUUUCAUUCUCAAAUUUAACGAUUACGUUCUACUUACCUGGAACUUUCGAGGACAAGACAUCAAAUAAAUACCUUGUUAAGUGACAUAAUAUGUAGUAAGAAGACAGCCACACAGUUCUUCAUAUGACAACGCAUGUUUGCUGUUACCGCAUUAGGUGAUCGAUAAAGUCACCGAAAAUCACUUCCGAUCUCCUUCCUCAAUCGUAUAAGGACCUUUUUCCGCCCACACAAAGAGUAGGCAUUCAUAUAGGCGUUACACUUAGGUGGAAAACUGCAUGAUAGCAUAAAUAGGAGUUAGGCAUUUACAAAGGGAAUAGUUAAUCCUUCUGAUUCAAUUCGAAAUUCCUGACUCAUACCGUCCGACGAGCCCAGCGCCUCAAGACCGAAUAACGCAUUCCAGAACCUGCAGUUGUAGUACGACUAGCAUAAGUUAUUUUUCGUCAAAUUAUUUAAACGGGCUUUGACUUUACGGUAUAUACUAAACUUGCAUUCCUAUUUGCGAUACAAUCACUUUGUCUUUAUCCUCACAUCUAGGUCCGAACAAUGCCUUCCCUGUGUGCUAUCGGUUUUGGCUGUCCUUGUCUGCCAUUAUCCUCAGUCAUGUCAUGUUUGCUACUUGA